CAUUAUAAAAUUUUAAUGAUUUUGUUGGCGCAACCGCACUCGCGAAAAUGUUACGGUUAAAAAAUCAGCUGUGUUAAGUUAUGCGGAGCAAAUUUCCCGGCCGAACGGAUUGUAAUUUAAAUGGUGGAACGAUGUGAGGUGAACUGUACGCGUACGAUCACGGCACAAUUGAAAUAAGCACGAAAUGGAUCUGGCGGAAACGAUGAAGAACGUGUUAGCGAAAGGCCUACAACAGACGUCGGUGAACGAUCUGCCCUCGACCACCGGCAUGGGCUUUCCCGGUUCCGGGUAUGUGACCGAAAAACUCUACAUGCUGCUCCAGCUCUAUUUGCAAAACAAGGGAUGGAACACCUCGGUGGAACUGUUACAAUGCUUCACGGAACUGAAGGAGUCCUCGAUGUUGCCCAGCGCCGCUUAUUUACAGAUGAUGGCUUCGAGGGUCACCCUGGACUCACAGGGGAGGCUCAUUUUGAGGGAGAAUGGUAAAAUUAUAUUGCCCUUCGAGCAUUUUGCCAAUGCAGUUAUGUUGAAGCAUAUGAAUGGACCCCAUGGCCUACAUCUUGGAGUUGAAGCCACUGUUCGUGCUGUAAUGGACUCUUAUACAAUUGGCCGCGAAAACUUUGGAAUGGAAAAAGACUUCAUCAUCGAAGUCGUACAGAACUGUCCAAACCCAGCUUGCCGUUAUUACAAAAACCAAAUGGAACUCACACAAAAAACCUUACAGCAUUUAGCUACUCCCACUUACAUGGCUGAAACUCAACAAAACAACGCUGACCUAAGAAACAGACAAAACAGUAUGGAUUCAAAAACGAACGCCCAACUUUUGGAUCGGCCCAAGUCCGUGGCACCUACACAACAACAAUUGACCGCCGCAUUAAUCCAACAACAGAACCGAGUGAUAGCGCAGCAGAACAUCGAAAAACUGAACGCAAAUCUUGAGAAGCAGCGGCAACAGAUGCAGCUGCAGCAGCAUAUCGACAUCGCUAACGCGACCGCUAAGGGGCAACAGAAACAGCACUUCGACCUUCCCCUGGUGGAUCACAAGUUGACCGAUUUUUUACGUUCAAAUUUGGAAAACUUGGAAGGUUUGUCGGCAGCUAACAAGGACUUGCUAGCGCUCCACAACGGAGCUUGGGCUUCUUCGGCGGCCAACAUGGUGGCUCCGACGGAGGAAAAACGAAUUUCUGAGGGUGGACAAGAGAAAAUCGUAAGAGCUUUUGGGGAAGUCAUGAAGAAUAUGUCGAGGAUGAAGAGCUACGUUCGGCCCGCAAUGUGCAAACCGUACGGCAAACAGUCGGAGGCUCUGCAAAAAACCCUGAUGGAUACAAUACAACUCAUACAAUCUCUGAGAAGUUUUUUACCUCCCCCUCACAUACAAGUAAGUUCUUGGAAGAACGAAGAUAAGCAUCGCUAUGAGGAAACAUAAUAGGUACAAAAAACAUUUAAUUUUAAAUGUAAUCAAUUAAAAGCUAGUAAUAUAUGAACAUGUUAAUGUUUAUCUAUUUUGCUAGUAAUUAUGUAACAUUUUAACACACAAAUAACAGAAGUCUGAAAUGCGUUUAACGCAACAGAUGUAUAUUUUUUGGAAAGCCCUAAAGGUUUUAUUUAAUUUUAAUUAAACUGACAUAUUAAUCCCGUUUUCUUAGAAACUAUGCAGACAUGUAUAAUAGUAAUGUUCCUUUUUAUUAUUUAUAAUUCUUAAGUAUUUAUUUAGCAAAUAUUGCUUAAAAACUAUGUACAUAUGAAUAAUUAUAGUAGAUUUGCUUUGCAUUGUUUUCACGACAUGAAAACAUGUAUUUGAAGUCUUCCGUCUCUCUUUAAAAAUUAUUUAUUAUAUCAUAUUUAUUUGGCAACUUUUUAGUAUUUCUUUGUGAUAUUUGUACUUAAAAUUUAUUCUUUUUACCGUGAUCUGACACUAAAAAUUGAUAUUAUUUUAUUUAUUAUUUAAAUUUCUGUAUAAUUUAUUAACAAGAUUUUUAGCGUUUUUAUAAAAAAUGCGUGUAGAUAAAUUAAUAUGUAUUACUUAUACAUGAAUUUAUAAGAAUUCUCUGUAUAAAUGCACACCAGUGUAUGACUAUUUUUCAGAAUCUCAGACACCUUAGAAUAUUAUACAACUAUUAUAUUCAUAAAUUAUAUAACAAAACAUAGAUAUAAAUCUGAAAUGUUUAAACAGAUUUUAAGUUUACUUGAGGAUUUGAAUUAUGUAAUUCCGUUCAAAUUCUUAGUGUAUAAUAAUCUUUAUAGCAUGUUUUAUUACACCACUACAAUCCAAGAUGUAUUAAAUGUAUAAAUAAUACAAGGUUGGUUCAUUAUUUGUUUGUGUUAAUUGCCGGAUAUAAAACUGAACCUUCCUGUUUUGAUAUUGUGAACAUAUCUUGAAGUAGUUAUAACCGCGUUUGUAUUAUCUAAAUUAUAAGGUUUAGGGAAUCUCGUUUUGGCGAUUUCGCAUUGUAUUAAUAUCUAGUCAUAUUUAAAAUUCAAAAUCCCAAAUUUGUACUGUGAUAUUUUAUUGGCUACGACUAUGAGGUUCGCAAUUAUAUGCGUCACUUUCCAUGAUAUUAUUUAAGAGAUUAAGAUUGUAGAUCUGGGCCAAUAUAAAACAUGCAGUAAGACUGUUUAAUAUGUAUUGUUAGUUUUAAAAUCAUGUAGUUUAAGUGUAUUUUGUAUGUUGUUGUAUCCUUUUAUUAAAAUAUAAUUGAAAACGGCUAUAAAACUGUAUUCUUGCCAAUUUAACGGAAAUGUAUUUCCAAGCUUAGCUUUAAGUUGUCACGAGUCGAAUUUUGUUUGUGAUGCAUUUUUUUUGUUAUAGUACAUAAUUUUUAAUUAAAGGCUUUUGUGCAAU
This is a messenger RNA of Aethina tumida (small hive beetle), 2842 nucleotides long. RefSeq lists its product as uncharacterized. The transcript has 6 exons. NCBI's taxonomy places the organism in Eukaryota, Metazoa, Arthropoda, Insecta, Coleoptera, Nitidulidae. The record is from RefSeq and is a predicted model, not a curated record. The coding region runs from base 185 to 1426 and encodes 413 amino acids.